AUGGAUGAGGGGCGUGGCUUAGCGUCGGGGUGGGGCCUAGAGCUCAAGGAAGGGAUGCCUCAGGGGAAGGCCGGCGGCAUGGGGCCGGGUUUUGGCCCUGCGGGGGCGUGGCAGGAGGCGCGGGGGCGGGGUUUAGUUCUCUGGGUCGGGAGCCUCGGGGGCGGGGCGCGUGCUGCGGGGGCGUGGCAGGAGGCCCGGGGGCGGGACGUGCGCGGGAGGGCGGGGGCAGGGGGAGCGGGCCUCGCUGUCCCGAGGACUCGGCAGGACAGCAAGCGGGUGGCUGCGGGCGGCGCCGAGCGAGCCAGCGAGGGAGGACCGGCCAUGGGGCGGCGGGCGGCGGGCGCGCUGCUGCUGGCACUGCUGCUGCAUGGACCGCUGCUCUCGGUGACUCACAGUUUGAGGGCCUAUGAUGGCCUCUCUCUGCCUGAAGACACAGAGACUGUCACAAUGGGCCAGGUUGGCUGGACCUACACGUACCUUUCUGAUGAUGAGGACCUGCUGGCCGAUGAUGCGUCAGGAGAUGGCCUGGGCAGUGGAGACCUAGGCAGCGGAGACUUCCAGAUGGUGUAUUUCCGGGCCCUGGUAAAUUUCACUCGGUCCAUUGAGUUCAGCCCUCAGCUGGAGGAUGCAGGCUCCAAGGAGUUCCGAGAGGUGUCAGAGGCCGUGGUGGAUAAGCUGGAGUCAGAGUAUUUGAAGAUCGCCGGAGACCAGAUUGUCAGUGUGGUGUUUAUCAAGGAGCUGGAUGGCUGGGUCUUUGUAGAGCUGGAUGUGGGCUCAGAAGGGAACGCAGAUGGAGCUCAGAUUCAGGAGGUGCUGCACACGGUGGUCUCCAGGGGCUCCAUCGGCCCCUAUGUCAUCUCCCCCCGGGGUUUUCAGUUCCGACGCCUGGGCACAGCACAGACCCCCCCGCUGCCCCCAGCUGCUGUGGGGGUCGCAGUGACAUCAGUGCCCCAGUUCCCAAGAGUCUGCACUGAGACCGAGUUUGCUUGCCACAGCUACAAUGAGUGUGUGGCCCUGGAGUACCGCUGUGACCGGCGGCCUGACUGCAGGGAUAUGUCUGAUGAGCUCAAUUGCGAAGAUCUGGUCCCGGAACUUGGCUCCUUGCCACCUGCUGUGGUAAAGACGUCACCUCUACCACUCUGGCCAGAGGCAGCCACCACACGGCAGCCACCAUUCACGCCUGGGCCUCAGCCUCUGUUACCCAGUGUUGGUGAACUCAUACCCUGUGGACCCCAGGAGGCUGCAUGCCACAGUGGCCACUGCAUCCCCAAAGAGUACCUCUGUGAUGGACAGGAGGACUGCAGAGAUGGCAGCGAUGAACUGGGCUGUGGGCCUCCUCCACCCUGUGAGCCUAAUGAGUUCCCCUGCAGAAAUGGGCAUUGUGCCCUCAAGCUGUGGCGCUGUGAUGGUGACUUUGACUGUGAGGACCACACAGAUGAGGACAACUGCCCUGCCAAGCACCCCGAGGAAGUGUGUGGGCCCACGCAGUUCCGCUGUGUCUCCACCAACAUUUGCAUCCCGGCCAGCUUCCACUGUGAUGAGGAGAGCGACUGUCUUGACCGAAGUGAUGAGUUUGGCUGUAUGCCUCCCCAGGUGGUAACCCCUCCCCAGGAGUCCAUCCAGGCUUCCCGCGGCCAGACAGUGACCUUCACCUGUGUGGCCACUGGCGUCCCCAUACCCAUCAUCAACUGGAGACUCAAUUGGGGUCACAUCCCUGUUCAUCCCAGGGUGACAAUGACCAGUGAAGGUGGCCGUGGCACGCUGACCAUCCGAGAUGUCAAAGAGUCAGACCAAGGCGCUUAUACCUGCGAGGCCAUGAACGCACGUGGCAUGGUGUUCGGCAUUCCAGAUGGCGUGCUAGAGCUCGUCCCCCAGCGAGGCCCCUGCCCUGAUGGGCACUUCUACCUAGAGGACAGUGCCUCCUGUCUGCCCUGCUUCUGCUUUGGUGUGACCAACAUGUGCCAGAGCAGCCGGCGCUUCUGGGACCAGAUCCAGUUGCGUUUUGACCGGCCUGGUGACUUCAAGGGCGUGAAUGUGACAAUGCCCUCACAGCCUGGAGUGCCACCCCUGUCCUCCACCCAGCUGCAGAUUGACACGGCCCUGCAGGAGUUCCAGCUGGUCGACCUGUCUCGCCGCUUCCUCAUCCACGACUCUUUCUGGGCCCUGCCCAAGAAGUUUCUGGGCAACAAAGUGGACUCCUAUGGUGGCUUCCUACGCUACAAGGUGCGCUACGAGCUCGCACGAGGCAUGCUGGAGCCAGUGCAGAAACCUGAUGUGCUCCUCGUGGGUUCGGGAUACCACCUCCUCUCCCGAGGCCACACACCCACCCAUCCUGGAACUCUAAACCAGCGCCAGGUCCAGCUCUCAGAGGAGCACUGGGUACAUGAAUCUGGCCGACCAGUGCAGCGGGCAGAGAUGCUGCAAGUGCUAGCUAGCCUAGAAGCUGUGCUGCUGCAGACUGUAUACAACACCAAGAUGGCCAGUGUGGGGCUAAGUGAUGUUAUCAUGGACACCACCGUCACCCAUACCACCAACCACGGCCGUGCUCACAGUGUGGAGGAGUGCAGAUGCCCUAUUGGCUAUUCUGGUUUGUCCUGUGAGAGCUGUGAUGCCCACUUCACCCGGAUGCCUGGUGGGCCCUACCUGGGCACCUGCUCUGGCUGUAAUUGUAAUGGCCAUGCCAGCUCCUGUGACCCUGUGUAUGGCCACUGUCUGAACUGCCAGCACAACACAGAAGGACCUCAGUGUAACAAGUGCAAGGCUGGCUUCUUUGGUGAUGCCACAAAAGCCACAGCCACUGCCUGCCGGCCCUGCCCCUGCCCAUACAUCGAUGCCUCCCGCAGAUUCUCAGACACUUGCUUUCUGGACACGGAUGGCCAAGCCACCUGCGAUGCAUGUGCCCCAGGCUACACAGGCCGUCGCUGUGAGAGCUGUGCCCCCGGAUAUGAAGGCAACCCCAUCCAGCCAAGCGGGAAGUGUAGGCCAACCAACCAGGAAAUCGUGCGCUGUGACGAGCGGGGCAGCCUGGGCGCUGCAGGAGAGGCUUGCCGCUGUAAGAACAAUGUGGUGGGGCGCUUGUGCAACGAGUGCACGGAUGGCUCUUUCCACCUGAGCACGCAGAAUUCCGACGGCUGCCUCAAGUGCUUCUGCAUGGGAGUCAGUCGCCAAUGCAGCAGCUCUUCCUGGAGCCGUGCCCAGGUGCUUGGGGCCUCUGAACAGCCCACCCAGUUCAGUCUGACCAAUGCUGCAGGCACCCACACCACCAGUGAGGGCAUCUCGUCCCCUGCGCCCGGGGAGUUGCUCUUCUCCUCUUUCCACAGCCUCCUGUCAGGUCCCUACUUCUGGAAUCUUCCCUCCAGCUUCCGGGGUGACAAGGUGACCUCCUAUGGAGGAGAGCUGCGCUUCACUGUGACCCAGUGGCCUCGACCCAGCUCUGCACCCUUGCAUGGGCAGCCAUUGGUGGUACUGCAGGGCAAUGGCAUUGUUCUGGAGCACCAUGCUUCAAGGGAGCCCAGCCCUGGCCAGCCCAGAGAUUUCACUGUGCCCUUCCGAGAGCAAGCAUGGCAGAGGCCUGAUGGGCAGCCAGCCACACGGGAGCACCUGCUGAUGGCGCUGGCAGGCAUCGAUGCCCUCCUCAUCCAAGCAUCCUUCACCCAGCAGCCAGCUGAGAGCAGGGUCUCUGGCAUCAGCAUGGACAUGGCUGUGCCUGAGAACACUGGCCAGGACCUGGCGCUGGAGGUGGAGCAGUGUACUUGCCCACCUGGGUAUCGUGGCCCUUCCUGUCAGGACUGUGACACAGGAUAUACACGCAUGCCCAGUGGCCUCUACCUGGGCACCUGUGAGCACUGCAGUUGCCAUGGCCACUCGGAGGUCUGUGAGCCUGAGGCAGGUGCUUGCCAGGGCUGCCAGCAUCACACAGAAGGUACUCACUGUGAGCAGUGCCAGCCAGGGUACUAUGGAGAUGCUCAGCGAGGCACGCCACAGGACUGCCAGCCCUGCCCAUGCUACGGAGCCCCGGCUGCCAACCAGGCCUCUCACACUUGCUUCCUGGACACAGAUGGCCACCCAACCUGUGACUCAUGCUCCCCAGGCCACAGCGGGCGGCACUGUGAGAGGUGUGCCCCAGGUUACUAUGGCAACCCUAGUCAAGGCCAGCCCUGUCGCAGAGAUGGUCAGAUGCCGGAAGUGCCAGGCUGUGGCUGUGACCCCCAGGGCAGCAUCAGCAGCCAGUGCGAUGCCUCUGGUCAGUGCCAAUGCAAGGCUCAGGCAGAAGGCCUCACUUGUAGCCACUGCCGGCCCCAUCAUUUCUACCUGAGUGCUAGCAACCCAGACGGCUGCCUGCCCUGCUUCUGCAUGGGUGUCACCCAGCAGUGUACCAGCUCUUCUUAUACACGUCACCUGAUCUCCACCCGAUUUGCCCCUGGGGACUUCCAAGGCUUUGCCCUGGUGAACCCACAGCGAAACAGCCGCUUGACAGGGGGCUUCACCGUGGAACCAGUGCCCGAAGGGGCCCAGCUCUCUUUUGGCAACUUUGCCCACCUCGGCCAUGAAUCCUUCUACUGGCAGCUGCCAGAGACAUACCAGGGAGACAAGGUAGCAGCCUAUGGUGGGAAGCUGAGGUACACCCUCUCUUACACAUCAGGGCCUCAGGGCAGCCCACUCUCUGACCCCGACAUCCAGAUCACGGGCAACAACAUCAUGCUGGUAGCCUCCCAGCCAGCACUGCAUGGCCCCGAGAGGAGAAGCUACGAGAUCAUCUUCCGAGAAGAGUUCUGGCGGCGGCCGGAUGGGCAGCCAGCCACCCGUGAGCACCUGCUCAUGGCACUGGCAGAUUUGGAUGAGCUCCUAGUUCGGGCUACGUUCUCUUCAGUGCCACGGGCAGCCAGUAUCAGCACUGUGAGCCUGGAAGUGGCCCAGCCGGGUCCCUCUAGUGGACCCCAAGCUCUUGAGGUGGAGGAGUGCCGCUGUCCCCCAGGCUAUGUUGGUUUGUCUUGCCAGGACUGCGCCUCAGGGUAUACGCGCACUGGGAGUGGGCUCUACCUUGGUCACUGUGAGUUGUGUGAAUGCAACGGCCACUCGGACCUGUGUCACCCGGAGACUGGUGCCUGCUCGCAAUGUCAGCACAACACUGCCGGAGAGUUCUGUGAGCUGUGUGCGCCUGGUUACCAUGGAGAUGCUACAGCCGGGACGCCUGAGGACUGCCAGCCCUGUGCCUGCCCUCUGACCAACCCAGAGAACAUGUUCUCCCGCACCUGUGAGAGCCUGGGAGCUGGGGGGUACCGCUGCACUGCCUGCGAACCCGGCUACACCGGCCAGUACUGCGAGCAGUGUGCUUCAGGCUACUCGGGUAACCCCAACGUGCAAGGAGGCCAGUGUUUGCCACAGAAGGGAGACCAGGACACGGCAGAGGGAGCCUCGCUGGUGGUCCAGGUCCAUCCCUCUCGGAGUGUGGUUCCCCAAGGUGGCUCGCACUCCCUACGGUGCCAGGUCAGUGGAACUCCACCCCACUACUUCUACUGGUCCCGAGAGGAUGGGCGACCCAUGCCCAGCAGCGCUCAGCAGCGACAUCAAGGCUCUGAGCUCCACUUCCCUAGUGUGCAGCCCUCUGAUGCUGGUGUCUACAUCUGUACCUGCCGGAACUUGCAUCAUACCAGCAAUAGCCGGGCUGAGCUGCUAGUCACUGAAGCUCCUAGCAAACCCAUCAUAGUGACGGUGGAGGAGCAGCGGAGCCAGAGCGUGCGCCCUGGAGCUGACGUCACCUUCAUCUGCACAGCCAAGAGCAAGUCUCCCGCCUAUACCCUGGUGUGGACCCGCCUACACAAUGGAAAGCUGCCCUCACGUGCCAUGGACUUCAACGGCAUCCUGACCAUUCGGAACGUGCAGCCAAGUGAUGCAGGAACCUAUGUGUGUACUGGCUCCAACAUGUUCGCCAUGGACCAGGGCACAGCCACACUCCACGUGCAGGUCUCAGGCACUUCAACUGCUCCUGUGGUCUCCAUCCACCCACCACAGCUCACCGUGCAGCCUGGGCAGUUGGCUGAGUUCCGCUGCAGUGCUACAGGGAACCCCACACCCACCCUGGAGUGGACAGGGGGUCCUGGCGGCCAGCUCCCUCAGAAGGCUCAGAUUCUUGGUGGCAUCUUGCGCCUGCCAGCGGUUGAACCCUCAGAUCAGGGCCAGUACCUGUGCCGUGCCCUCAGCAGUGCUGGGCAGCAAGUGGCCAGGGCUAUGCUCCAGGUGCAUGGGGGUAGUGGGCCCAGGGUCCAGGUGAGUCCUGAGAGAACACAGGUGCAUGAGGGCCGCACCGUCAGGCUGUACUGUAGAGCUUCAGGUGUGCCCAGUGCCAGCAUCACCUGGAAGAAGGAGGCGGGCAGUCUGCCCCCACAGGCCCGGUCAGAGAACAUGGACAUCCCCACACUGGUCAUCCCAGCCAUCACGCCUGCCGAUGCUGGUUUCUACCUCUGUGUGGCCACUAGCCCCACAGGCACCGCCCAGGCCCGCAUUCAGGUGGUGGUACUCUCAGCCUCAGGUGCUAGCUCAUUGCCAGUCAGGAUCGAGUCCUCAUCACCAUCUGUGACUGAAGGGCAGACACUUGAUCUCAACUGUGCAGUGAUGGGGCUGACGUAUACCCAGAUCACAUGGUACAAGCGAGGGGGCAAUCUGCCUCCCCAUGCCCAGGUCCACGGCUCCCGGCUACGGCUACCCCAAGUCUCACCAGCAGAUUCUGGAGAAUAUGUGUGCCGAGUGGAGAGUGACUUGGGACCCAAGGAAGCUUCCAUUGUGGUCUCUGUUCUCCACAGCACCCACUUGGGCCCCAGCUACACCCCAGCUACUGGCGGCACUCCACCCAUCCGCAUUGAGUCUUCCUCCUCCCAUGUGGCCGAGGGACAAACCCUGGAUCUAAACUGUGUGGUGCCUGGACAGGCCAAAGUGACAUGGCGCAAGCGUGGAGGCAGCCUUCCUACCCGACACCAGACCCACGGCCCCCUGCUGAGACUACACCAAGUAUCCCCUGCUGACUCGGGCGAGUACGUGUGCCAUGUGGUCCUUGGCUCUGAACACAUAGAGACCUCUGUCCUGGUCACCAUUGAACCUUCUGGCUCCAUCCCUGCCCCAGGACCCAUCCCACCUGUCAGAAUUGAGUCUUCAUCCUCCACGGUGGCUGAAGGGCAGACACUGGAUCUCAACUGCAUGGUGGCAGGGCAGGCCCACUCACAGGUCACAUGGUAUAAGCGUGGUGGCAGUCUUCCCGCCCGGCACCAGGUCCGUGGCUCCCGCCUAUACAUCUUCCAGGCCUCCCCAGUGGACGCGGGAGAGUAUGUCUGUCAGGCAGGCAGUGGCCAGGAGGCCACCAUCACAGUUACAGUCACAGGCACCCAGGGGGCCAACUUUGCCUAUCCCCCAGGUAACACCUCACCCAUCCGCAUUGAGCCCUCUUCCUCCCACGUGGCCGAGGGGCAGACCCUAGAUUUGAAUUGUGUGGUUCAGGGACAGGCCCACGUCCAGGUCUCAUGGCACAAGCGUGGGGGCAGCCUGCCUGCCCGGCACCAGACCCAUGGCUCCUUGCUGCGGCUGUACCAG
Messenger RNA from Nannospalax galili (Upper Galilee mountains blind mole rat), 7581 nucleotides. It is a transcript of the gene Hspg2, whose product is annotated as heparan sulfate proteoglycan 2. Lineage: Eukaryota; Metazoa; Chordata; Mammalia; Rodentia; Spalacidae. Gene Ontology annotation, molecular function: protein binding. Gene Ontology annotation, cellular component: basement membrane. The annotation marks the transcript as partial. The transcript has 57 exons. The record is from RefSeq and is a predicted model, not a curated record.